CAUGUAUUCAUUUUUGCAACAGGCAUCCAAGAAUUCUAUAACCGGCCCCUACGUGUAAACACUUUGGGCCUAGUUAAUAAUUCAGGUGGAUAAUCACUAUGCGUACUAUUCUGCAGUAAGGUCGAUUAUUUAUAAUCGUUUACAUGUGACGAAUAGAUGUCAAUAAUGGAUUUUUACACUAGCAAGACGAUUCCCAAUGUGCACUGCCCACCACCAAGGAUCUAUCUCCUGUUUCACAAUCCACACCAUGUUACCACUUUCUACUUUCCCAUCUACAGUCGUAAUUCAACUCUACAUGUCACACCAUUCCAGAAAAUACGAUUCAUAAAUAAACUUGAAAUCCGCGAUGGUAACUCACCGACCGGACGAAAUCAAAACUUCCGAUAAACCAGACAAUAUUGCACAAGCAUCCCAGCCUGCUCGCAACGCUUUGCGAGACCAAUCUCAACGUGGUAAGUCACGCUUGCUUCUACACUUGCUAUAUGCUCAAAACAGUCGUAGACAUUACCACUUGGAUCAGGGUCCUGUAUGUGUUUUGUUUUGCCGCCCAGGCCAACAGUAUAUUUCGUCUGUAUCAGAUACGCCAGGAAUUUGAUACGUGGGAUAAUGCUAGUAUCCGGGAUAAGGUGAAUAUUGUUUGGGGGGUUGUUAGCAUGGCUGCGAUGGUUGUUUUUUCUAGCUGCUACGUCGUGAUGGAGCUUCGGGGGAGAAGGGCAAUAAAGAAAAGAUGAGUAGUUGAGCGGUGACGAAUUUCGAACCUGUCACGUAUACUAGUAGCAAAAUCUUAAAAUUGGUUUUGUUGGUAUGGGCAGAAUGGGCUGCGUAUAGGCAGAAUACAUCUCCAUUUCGUCAAGCACGGCGUCUGUUGGAGCAUGUCGAGCCUCCAAGGGCAUGAUCAUACAUGGAUGCCCCCAUAUAGUUACCGAUACAUUGGGCCAAAACUAACUAGUUCCCAUGGGUUAUUCUUCUAGCGGCUAUCACGCAUACUGGA
Molecule: messenger RNA, 991 nt
Organism: Talaromyces proteolyticus
Lineage: Eukaryota; Fungi; Ascomycota; Eurotiomycetes; Eurotiales; Trichocomaceae
Exons: 3
Coding region: 347-595 (82 amino acids)
Source: RefSeq, a predicted model, not a curated record